Messenger RNA from Girardinichthys multiradiatus, 4221 nucleotides. It is a transcript of the gene armc8, whose product is annotated as armadillo repeat containing 8. The record is from RefSeq and is a predicted model, not a curated record. Gene Ontology annotation, cellular component: GID complex. The transcript is spliced from 22 exons. Lineage: Eukaryota; Metazoa; Chordata; Actinopteri; Cyprinodontiformes; Goodeidae. Bases 94 to 2115 code for a protein of 673 amino acids. Gene Ontology annotation, biological process: proteasome-mediated ubiquitin-dependent protein catabolic process. Gene Ontology annotation, molecular function: protein binding.
GCAGUUACUUUUUAAAGCCGCUCGCAGCUGCUCUGGGGGCGGAGUGUCCGCGAAGUGCUGCGCCGAUUGGGGCGCCUGCUUGGAGGAAGAGAUAUGGCGUGCUUGUUGGAGGCCCCUCUCCGCAUCAGUGUUCUGUCUGAAGUCACUGCCACCAGUCGCCAUUAUGUUGACCGACUGUUCGACCCUGACCCACAGAAAGUGCUGCAGGGAGUCAUUGACAUGAAGAAUGCUGUCAUAGGAAACAAUAAGCAGAAGGCCAAUCUGAUUGUCCUUGGAGCUGUACCGAGGCUACUUUACCUGCUCCAGCAAAGCUCAUCAAGCCUGCAGUUGAGGACAGAGUGUGCCGUGGUGCUGGGCAGUCUAGCCAUGGGCACUGAGAACAACAUCAAGUCCUUGGUGGACUGUCACAUCAUCCCCACUCUGCUUCAAGGUCUCUUGUGUCCAGAUCUGAUCUUCAUUGAAGCCUGUCUUCGAUGUCUCAGAACUGUCUUCAUCAGUCCAGUUACUCCUGUGCAGCUGCUGUACACAGACCCCACUGUGAUUCCCCAUCUGAUGUCUCUACUAAGUAGCUCCCAGAGAACGCAGGAGUACAUCACUCAGAUCUUCUCCCACUGUUGUAAGACCCCAGAGCACCAAACGGUUCUUUUUAACCAUGGCGCCAUCCAGAAUAUCGCCCCUCUGCUUAUUUCGCCCUCUUAUAAGGUCCGGAUGCAAGCAUUAAAGUGUUUCUCAGUCCUGGCCUAUGAGAACACUCUGGUCUCCAUGACACUGGUGAAUGUGUUAGUGGCUGGUGAGCAGCUCACUCAGGUAUUUGUUAAAAUGAUGCAAAGGGAUCAACCCGUUGAAAUGCAGCUAACAGCAGCCAAAUGUCUAACCUACAUGUGUCGAGCAGGUGCCAUCAGGACAGACGACAGCUGCAUAGUGCUUAAGACGUUGCCCUGCCUCGUGCGGAUGUGCAGUAAAGAGCAUUUACUUGAGGAGAGAGUGGAGGGUGCAGAGACACUAGCCUACCUGAUGGAGCCUGACGUGGAGCUGCAGAGGAUCGCGAGCACCACUGACCACCUGGUGGCCAUGCUGGCCGACUACUUUAAGUACCCCAGCUCUGUGUCUGCCAUCACUGACAUCAAGAGGCUGGACCAUGACCUUAAACAUGCGCAUGAGCUGAGACAAGCUGCUUUCAAGCUCUACGCCUCCCUGGGCUCUAAUGACGAGGACAUCCGCAAAAAGAUCACAGAGACAGAAAAUAUGAUGGACCGAAUAGUUAGCGGCCUAUCAGAAUCCAGCAUUAAAGUGCGUUUGGCAGCAGUGAGAUGUCUUCAUAGUCUUUCCCGGUCAGUACAGCAGUUGAGGACCAGCUUCCACGAUCACGCUGUGUGGAAACCCCUCAUGAAGCUGCUGCAGAACGCCCCUGAUGAAGUCCUGGUGAUGGCCUCCUCUACGCUAUGCAAUCUACUGCUGGAGUUUUCACCCAGCAAAGAGCCCAUCCUGGAGUCUGGGGUGAUUGAGUUACUAUGCAGUCUGACUCAGAGUGACAGCCCUGCUCUGAGGGUAAAUGGCAUCUGGGCCCUGAUGAAUAUGGCGUUCCAGGCCGAUCAGAAGGUGAAGGUGGAGAUAGUCCGCAGUCUGGGCACAGAGCAGCUCUUCCGUCUACUCUCCGACCCUGACACCAAUGUGCUGAUGAAGACUCUCGGUUUGCUGCGAAAUCUGCUGUCAACUCGCCCGCACAUUGACCAGAUCAUGAGUUCUCAUGGGAAGCAGAUCAUGCAGGCAGUGACCCUGAUCCUGGAAGCUGAGCACAGCAUAGAGGUCAAAGAGCAGACUCUGUGCAUCCUUGCCAACAUCGCCGACGGAAACACAGCCAAGGAACUUAUCAUGACAAAUGAUGACAUGCUCCAGAAAAUUAAAUACUACAUGGGACACUCGAAUGUGAAGCUGCAGCUCGCCGCCACCUUCUGUGUCUCAAACCUGAUCUGGAAUGAGGAGGACGGUUCUCAGGAUCGCCAAGACAAACUAAGGGAGGUUGGCUUUGUGGAUGUCCUGCACAAAUUGACACAGUCAACUGAUCCAAACCUCAGCGACAGGGCGAAGACAGCGUUGCAGCAGUACCUAGCAUGACUACAGUGGGCAGCGAUCCUCUACUGCCAGCCUAACUAGCAAUCGUCUGGAGGACGCCUGCCGGUCACUGUUUGGGUUUAUUUUCGGUUUAAUAUCGAGACUUGCACAAAGACUCCUUUUUUUUUUUUUCUUGGACCUGUGGCCCACGUUUUUUCUGCCUCCUAGCCUCAGAGGUUCUACUCAGCCCUAACUCGUCCUGGAGGAAGGCUCUGAGAGUGUGGUUGUUGGAAAAGUUAGGGAAGUUUUUUUUUGUUUUUAUUUUUUCUUCUUUUUUGCUUGAGGUGAACCCUCUGGAGUUUGGUGACGUCAGAUUCCCAAAGUGCAGCCGCCUGAGAACUGAGUCACACAGGCGGUGUUUUUGGACUCCUGAUGAUGGAGAUUCUAGUGUCAGAGACGCUCAGUGCUGUUGGACAGGAGAACUUCCUGGUUUUCUUUUGGCAUUUUGAAUUAAUAUUAAUGUCUACCGAAGGCAUCACUAGCCAGGAUAUAUUUGGAAGAAAUGCCUAUUUUGAAACUUUGGGUUUUUAUUUUUUGUGGACAUAUACCUCAUAAAUAUAUAUAAAUAUAUAUAUAUAUAUAUUAAUGUAAACAUAAAUAUAUAUUUUUGGAGUUUUAUUUUGUCCCUUCUCUUCCCAUUGACUUCCUCUGCACCAUGAUUCUCAGCACAGUUGAAACAUGAUUAAACCCUGAAUUUUGUCUGCAGGGGUGAGAAAUGAAAACAAAUGUAAUGACCCAGAUUUCUAGGUUUGUUUUGUGACCAUGAAGCACUUGAAGCCUGUCAUCUCUGCCCAGUGUCCUUACAAUCCCCAUGGAAAAUGUAAUUCCAGAGCUGGUAGAGCUUAAUAUGAUCUACUCCGUUAUUAUUGAACAAGAUUAGGACUUACCAUUGCUAUCUCUGUAGCACACCCACCCCCACCCCCCACCAUCCACAGCAGCAGAAUUAAACACUUCUCUGAACGUAACCCUCAGGUGUGGGAUUUCUACUCCAUUCAGGAUGGCUCUAGUGUUGCUCUUAUGACAGUUCAUUACUGAAGCUCUGAUGGAACAAUGUUACAGAUGAAAAUAUAUGCAGAUCUGCUGAAGGAUUCCUUUGUGUUGUGUGUUAUUUCUUCUGAAAGGAGACUGCAGAGAGUUUGUUUCAGCCCCAAAUAAGAAGAGGUCGGGGGUUGCUAGUUAAUGAAUUCAUUCCUGAUACAAUUCCGCACCAUUCCAGAACCUGACUUUUGAUUUGGUACUGAGAACUGUGCAGUUGCUCCUUUUUGUCUUUUUACUGUUUAUUCUUUUGCUAAAAAAUAAAACUGUAAUAAAUUUAACCAUAUCCAAGUGUUGACUUCGUGGCAGUCAACAUCACGUCUGAGCAAGGUUAAAGAAAGACUUUUUUAUUAUUAACAAUGUGGUAUUUGUGACUCUAACGCCGUAUUGUUGACAAUAACAUAGAUGUUUUCCCAAAAAGCCUCUUUUCUAAUGUUCUUAGAAUGUGUUGCUGGUUGAAGUAAGGGAAAACCUUACAGUAUCCGGUGAAAUGAGGGUGCUAAACUAAAUGUUAAAUAUUUCUGGUUCGUCUGUGGUAAAAUAAACGUUAGUAAUUGUUAUUGUUGGAAUCACUACAUGCUCAUUAGGUUGGACUCAAUGUUGUUUACACAUCGUCUGACUUGCUUUUCUGGCUAAAAUUGUGUCAAAGCUUCCAUUAUCACAUGCAGCUCCUUGGUACCUUUUCCAGAAACGUGAGGACUGGCCAGCUUCUCUGGAAAUGGCUUCUGACUGUUACUGAUUCCGAACAGCAGUGAUGUCCUGGUUUAGUGUUUGUUACUGAACCGAUGCAUGAUCUCUGCAGAAAAUGGAAUUAAUACACUAACUGUCAAAAACUGGUUUGCACCAAGAAAGAAGGGUCCGGUUUGGCCAUUCAUUGCCUGUCAAAGGUAUUCACUUUGUCACAUUACAACUAUAAAACUUCAAUGUAUUUUUUUUUUAUUGGGAUUUCAUGUAAUAGUCCAAAACAAGGAAGCACAUAAUUAUAAAGAGGAAGGAAAAUGAUACAUAGCUUCCAUUUCUUUAUAGCUAAAUUAAUUCUGCCUCUUUUAAGCAAAUAAAGUAAAAUAACAUUUA